AUGGACCGCGUGCUUCUGAAAUGCUACUCUACUGAAGCAAGCAAAUCUCCCACUGGAGUGGUGUUCAUGAAUAUGGGUGGGCCCAAUAAAAGCUCAGAAACCUAUGACUUCCUUAACAGGCUUUUUUCUGAUAAAGACUUGAUUCCGUUGGGCCCCUUCCAAACCUUCACAGCCAAGUUUAUUGCUCGCCAAAGAACCGGGUCCGUGGCUGAGAAAUAUGACGAGAUCGGUGGUGGGUCCCCCAUCAGGUAUUGGUCUGAGUACCAGUCGGAAAAAGUUUGCAAGAGGUUGGACGAGAUCAGCCCCGAGACAGCCCCACACAAACCUUACGUCGCUUUCAGAUAUGCCAAACCAUUGACGGAAGACAUGUUGGAGCAGAUGAAAAAAGACGGCGUCACCCGUGCCGUUGCGUUCUCUCAGUAUCCCCAAUGGUCAGCCUCUACGUCGUCUUCUUCCAUGCACGAGUUGUGGCGCCAGACACAGAUUGUGGACCCAGAGAGAUCCAUCAAAUGGUCGAUGAUUGACAGGUGGCCCAAGGACAAGUGCCUAGUGAACCCAUUCGCCAAGCUCAUUCAGGAAAAAAUCAACGAAUUCCCAGCCGAGGAUAGAGAGAAGGUAGUCAUUUUGUUUUCUGCUCAUUCAUUGCCAAUGCAGAUCGUGAAUCGUGGUGACUCGUACCCAGCCGAGGUUGCAGCCUCUGUGUACGCCGUGAUGGAAAAGUUGAACUUCAGCAAUCCAUACAGAUUGGUAUGGCAGUCCAAGGUUGGCCCGAAGCCAUGGUUGGGUGCUCAGACAGACAAGGUGGUGAUGAAAUUGGAGUUGAGCGAGAACAUCAAGGGAAUUGUGUUGGUGCCAAUCGCAUUCACUUCUGACCAUAUUGAAACCUUGCAUGAAUUGGACAUCGAAUUACAGGAGGAAGUCAAAAAUCCAGACAUGAUCAAGAGAGCGGCCUCCUUGAACGACAAUGAGGAGUUUAUUUCUGGGUUGGCUGACUUGGUGAAGAACCACCUUGAGUCAGGCCAGCUUUACUCAAAACAAUUGGAAUUGGACUGGGAAUUAAGCAAGCAAUGGACCUCCAAGACAUUCUCUCACCCCAGAGAGUUGUUUGGUGACCAUUCGAAAGAUGCCAAGAAGAACUAA
This is a messenger RNA of Metschnikowia bicuspidata var. bicuspidata NRRL YB-4993, 1140 nucleotides long. It is a transcript of the gene HEM15, whose product is annotated as ferrochelatase. NCBI's taxonomy places the organism in Eukaryota, Fungi, Ascomycota, Pichiomycetes, Serinales, Metschnikowiaceae. The record is from RefSeq and is a predicted model, not a curated record. The coding region runs from base 1 to 1140 and encodes 379 amino acids. Gene Ontology annotation, biological process: heme biosynthetic process. The transcript has a single exon. Gene Ontology annotation, molecular function: protoporphyrin ferrochelatase activity.